Molecule: messenger RNA, 762 nt
Organism: Suillus plorans
Lineage: Eukaryota; Fungi; Basidiomycota; Agaricomycetes; Boletales; Suillaceae
Exons: 4
Coding region: 1-762 (253 amino acids)
Molecular function (GO): protein binding
Source: RefSeq, a predicted model, not a curated record
AUGACAUCCAUCGUCAAAUUAUUUGUCGUAUCCUCAGAUACCCGUUCUGAGCGUCGUUUCGACCUCCACGUGACGAUCGAGCAGCUCAAGGGUCCGUACGCGAAACUAGAACUCAUCACAGGCAUCCCCGUUCAGAAUCAAAAAAUAUUGUUGCACAAUGGCGAUGACGAUCCUCAGGUCGUCGCGCAGCUGGAUGAUGAUGCUAGUAAGCCGCUUGAUGUUCGGGAUUUCCACAUCAAUACGAACCCUUCGACGUCAUUUACGGGUCAACUCUCCGAUGUAGAGAAGUUUGAGCUUAGCGACGACGCGUAUGCACAACGAGCCGGCGAUCAAUCAGUCAUUCCUUAUAAUUUACUACUGCAAAGACAUAAAGUAGGGCGCUUUGCGCCCGCUUCAACAGAACCUACUCCUGAACCUGCGGUAAACAUCCCCAUCGGAUCACGCUGCAAGGUAGAAUCAACAGAACCGGGCUUGAAUAAGCGUGGUACAGUGGUCAGACUGAGUUUGCUGCUGGACUUUGGGUCGGUGUCGAGUAUGAUGAGCCGAUGGGCAAGAAUGAUGGGUCGUAAGUUUGAACCCUCGUAUUAUUUGUCGAUACUCAUCUGGACACCUAGUCUCAAAGGGGUGCAGUAUUUUACAUGUCGUCCGAACUACGGAGUGUUCGUACGCCCUGCAAAAGUCGGUGACUUCCGAAGUUCCCUGUGGAAGAGAUCGAUUUUGAUGACGAAGAAAUCUGAUGGGGUGUUGACAUACUCGUUGUAA